Molecule: messenger RNA, 3477 nt
Organism: Larimichthys crocea (large yellow croaker)
Lineage: Eukaryota; Metazoa; Chordata; Actinopteri; Sciaenidae
Gene: sh3glb2a
Product: SH3-domain GRB2-like endophilin B2a
Exons: 13
Coding region: 553-1725 (390 amino acids)
Biological process (GO): membrane organization
Cellular component (GO): membrane; cytoplasm
Molecular function (GO): protein binding
Source: RefSeq, a predicted model, not a curated record
UCACAGAAAUUGUCGUUCGCUGAAAAAAGAGAGCACUAAUACUAAAAACUUUAUGGAUAUCAUCUAAAUACAAAAGCAAAGCAAGUUUAUGUUUAGAAGAAGACAGACGCAGCUUUCCUCUUCUUGUUGUCACUCCGUUGUGCGUGUUCGGUCUUCGUUAGCAGAGGUGCAGCAGUGAGAUGAGGGGAAACAAAGCUCUGUUCUGUGGUUCCUUUAUUUUCUAAUAAAGAAGCUUUUUAAUCAUCCGGUCUGAUCAAAUGGCGCCACCUGCUGGCCAACCUCUUCUUUGCGCGCAUUGCGCACAACAUUAAGCUCACUGAAACUAUUUCCCAAACACGAGUACAUUUCAAAUAUUAAAAACAUAUCACAUAAAGUGGACACAGUCACAGCGAGUCCAGUGUUUGCUUAUUACUCAGCGGAUCGAUGGCGUGACGUAACGAGGCGUCGUUCAUCGCGGUCACGUGAUGUUUGGCGUGUGCCAUCACAUCCAUCCUGUCGGUGUCGAGUGGUCCGCUUCGGGUUGAACAUCACGAGCCAGCACGCAGGAACACCAUGGACUUCAACGUGAAGAAACUGGCCUCCGGAGCCGGGCUGUUUUUCACACGAGCUGUCCAGUUCACAGAGGAGAAGCUGGGCCAGGCGGAGAAGACGGAGCUGGACGCUCAGUUUGAGAACCUGAUGAGCCGCGCAGACUGCACCAAACACUGGACCGAGAGGAUAUACCGACAGACCGAGGUCCUGCUGCAGCCCAACCCAAUUGAUCACACUGGUGCCAGAAUUGAGGAAUUUCUCUAUGAAAAGUUGGACAGGAAGGCACCAUCCAGAAUUACAAAUGCAGAGCUGCUGGGGCAAUACAUGCAGGAGGCAGCAAAGGAAUUUGGCCCCGUAACUCCAUAUGGGAGCACUUUGAUAGAGGUGGGGGAAUGUGAAAGAAGAUUAGGAGCAGCAGAGAGGGAGUUCCUCCAGACGUCAGCCAUCAGCUUUCUUACCCCUCUCAGAAAUUUUCUGGAAGGAGACUGGAAGACCAUUUCAAAAGAACGCCGUCUCCUGGAGAAUCUUCGCCUGGACCUGGACGCAUGUAAAGCACGUCUGAAAAAGGCCAAGGUGGCUGAGGCUAAGGCAGCAUGCGAGGGUGAAAUGGCUCCAGACUUUCAGGAAACCAGACCACGCAACUACGUGCUUUCUGCCAGUGCGUCUGCGCUCUGGAGUGAGGAAGUGGAAAAAGCUGAACAUGAACUCCGAGUGGCCCAAACAGACUUUGACCGCCAAGCAGAGGUUACACGGCUGCUUCUGGAGGGCAUCAGUAGUACACAUGUGAACCACUUGCGCUGCCUGCAUGAGUUUGUGGAGGCUCAAGCUGCUUACUAUAAACGCUGUCAUCUCCACAUGCAAGAGCUACAGAAAGAGCUGGGAAGGCUUCCCAAUGCUUUUGCACUGAAUUCCACUCACUCCAUGGCUACUGCUGUCUCUGCAUCAGAAGCCAUCAACAGCCCUGUGGAGACAGACACACUGAAGAUCGAGGAGGUUCAGGCACCUGCUACAGGAACCCGCAAAGCCAAAGUUCUUUAUGAUUACGAUGCUGCUGACUCCAGUGAGCUCUCGCUUUUAGCUGAUGAGCUCAUCACAGUUUACACAGUGCCGGGAAUGGACUCUGACUGGCUGGUUGGAGAGAGAGGAAACCUGAAAGGAAAAGUGCCUGUCACAUACUUGGAGCUGCUGAGCUAAAGAACACACACGUGUGUGUGUGUGUGUGUGUGCGUGUGUGUGUGCGUGUGUGGGAGGGUACUAUUAAAGCCAUGAGGAUAUUUUAUUUACUAAAAUUAAUUUCACACUCUUACACUAACAUGUAACCUUCAGUCCCAUUCUUCCACAGUAAGCGUUAGCGGACAUGUUAAGUUAAAAACACACUUAUCCGUGUGCUUCUCAGAGUACAUUGAGCAGCAGUGAUACUGUAGACAUUGUUACAAGUACAGGAAAGUCCCCAUGAAGGAUAGUUGACAUUCCUUUUAGAUUUUUUUUGGCAAUGUUUUUCUUUUUCUUUUUUUUUCUUUUUAUUGUUGCAUCCUGAAGGUUCCACGAGUCCUCCCCAGGUUGUGUCUGACAAACUGUGAAACACUGUUUCCAACUAAUUUAUGUUGUUUAUUUAAUUAAAAGAGUUUCUUUAUUGUAUCUGUUUAAAUGUGUGUCAAGGUUUGAAGUUUAAGGUUGUCUGUCAGUGACAAAAUGCAUCACAAUGCAGCUGUCCAGACUAGCCUGCAAUAGCAACACCCACAUCAAUUCUUCUGGUUAAAAGGGUGUGACCAGUCUUUUUUUUUUCACUUAAGUACAGUUGAGUACAGUUUGUCUGUAUAACAGACAAUAUUGAAGAAGUGAGAAGUGAAAAUGAAUGAUUGUGGCAUUAGUUUUCUUGUAAUUUACUGUCUCAUGAAUGAUUAAGACCAUUCAUGCCACGGUUUAUUAGAUCUAUAAAUAAAAAUAAAAGUUUCUGUUUCUUUUUUAGUUUUAGUGUCUUCUGUUCUUCCAGUUUCCUCCAAAAUGACACAAACAAUAUUGAUUUGUGUCUUUUUAUUAUUUUUAUUUGUUCCAUUGGUGAAAGUAUUUAAUAGCUUACAAAGAAUAAUAAUUCUAAAACGGCAAAUAAACGUUUUUCACGGAUGUUUUAUCAUCCACAUUCUUGGGAAGCAGAUUUGCCUUAUGGACAGUUGUAGGGAACAUCUUUGGGGGCAACAGUUUUGCUUGAGUUAUGUCAUUCACUUUUUUGGAUUAGAUCUUUUCACGGGGGUCGGGCUUGCCUCUCAUGCCUUUCCACAGCACUGAAGAUGUCCCUUUGAACAAUAUAGGCUGUGCAGCAAAUAAACAUGAACACUCCCAUCCUAACUGCCUUAAGAUGAUGGGAACAAACUCCCAAUGCCAUCUUCUGCAAACAAAACGAAAUGUCCAGAGACUUCAUUUACCCCACAUAUGGCAUGCAAGACUGUAACUCCUUUUAAUCACGUGUUUCUGUGUGAUUUUGGUUUGCCCUCAAGUGUUUUUUUGAAUUUUACGACAUCCUCGUUUGUUGCUGUUCUGUCUGCUAAUCGUUUAAACUGUCUCGGUCUUAAAGCUGCAUGUGCUACAGCUAGUAGCCUGUCCUGCUGGACUUGUUUGUCUGCGUACGAGUAUAUGAUGUAGCUAUGAGGUAUGUCUGUGUGAGUUUUGGAGUACCAAAAUGUGCUCUCUCACAUCCAGUAUGUACAUGCAUGCACUCAGUUUGCUUUAUUUCAACCCUCCUGGUCUCAUGAGUUUUUGUGAAAUGAGCACAGUGUUUGAAAAUCUGCGCUCAUUUUACUGAUUUUUUUUUUUUCUGGAAAAUGUUUUUAACUUGUGCUGAUGUGUUGUACCCCAUCUUGUUUUAUUAUUGUCAAAAUAUGUAUUGCCUGUUCUUUAACCAAGCUGAAUGAAUGAAAUGUAUGGGAUUUAAUAAAAGAGUCAGAUUUA